GCUAUGGCUGGCAACGGUUGGGACCGGAACGCGGUGCCCCUGUGCGCGGGGGCGGUGCUGGGGGGCGCGCUCGUCUUAGAAGUGUUCGUGGUGUUAUUCCAGCUACGACACGAAGACGGCGACGGGCACGAGCACGAAAAGGGGCAGCCGUUCCCGUUCUCGUCGCUGGUAUCCCUGCUCUUCCUGCUCGGGAACGCGCUUGAGAAUGCACGCCGCUUCAUCACCGCCUCACCCAGCACGCGUGGCGUCAUGCUUGCGGGGGCGGGACAAGGAUGGGAUUACUGCUACUCCUGCCAGACCCACGUGCCUCCCCGCUGUGCUCAUUGCUUCUCCUGCAGUGUUUGUGUCCUGCGGCGUGACCACCAUUGCACACUAUUGGGCCAGUGCUUGGGCUACCAGAACUACCGUUACUUCCUUUGCCUGCUGCUGCACGGGGCUGCUGCCCUGCUGUUUGGCUGCCUGCUGAAUGCCAAGGUAGUCAUGUUGCUACAACAGGAGGAAACUCCUGUCCGUACGGUCCUUCUGCUUGUUGUGCCAUGGCUCAUGCUACUGAUAGGGCAAGUCAGUUUCACAACCUUCAUUUAUGCCUUUGUGACGGAUGUCUGCAUGGUGGGUUUCCUCUUCUGCACUGGAUUCCUGCUCUUCCAUGCCCUGCUGACAUUGCGUGGACAGACAACCAAAGAAUGGUUUGAAGGUGACCGCCAGUACAACUUGGGAUGGUGGAGCAAUCUUCAGGAUGUCCUGGGAGAGCGGUGGUACCUUGUGUGGCUCUCGCCUUUUAUUGCCUCUCCUUUGCCAGGGGAUGGAAUCACCUUCCUAACCAAGAAACCCAAAUCUGAGCCACUCACCAAGUCCCGUGACUACUAAAGGUUUCUUUUUUGCUGCUUACCAGGGACAUUCUGGCUGGUGUGAAAAACUGAUGGCUGCCCCCACUGCCUGCCUUUGAUCAAAACUGUAGAUGACUUUACUGUGGAACUCUCAAUAUACUGCUCCAUCUGCUUUGGCCACUUUUCCCUCCACAGAGAUGCUUCUUUGGUGUUUGAAGUGGUUAGCUUAACUGAUUGGGAAGGAAGACAAUAUGGGUAAUGUCCUUCUGGGCCUACUUCUUCUGGACUUUUGUCAUCUCUGCCCAACGUUGGGGGGGGACCAAAUUUCUUUGCCCUCUUAGUGCUUUUCCAUUAGCUGUUUAGUGCUCAAUGUCCUCUCCCCCUUAUUCUCUUAGGCAGUAAGGAACAUUCAGCAGUUGGAAAUAUCAUGGAAGAGCUAUAUCAGCUUGGUGAGGAACUACCAGAUCGGUAGUAAUAGUGGAGAUUUUGUCUGAUGGUCUCUUUUCUUUCCCCUCUGCAACAGUUGUGGGGUUGGGUCCCUGGAGAAUGUACAGAACACAUCUGUCGAAGUUAACAGAGCUUGGGCUAGCGCAUCAUGAGGUUCUGCAAGUGCAGUAUGUUGGAGUUCUGGUGAUUUUUGUUUACUCGCCUCCUUUAAGAUUUUACCAGUUGCCUCACAAUAGUUGGCUGCUGCAGUUCUCUGCAUUGAUGACCUGGGGUCUUUUCAUAUGUGGCUUCCUCAAUAUUCAUUGCCUGUUUACUGCUCACAUUCCCCACUAAGUCUUUAAAAUGCUUCCCACCAAAUCCGGUCACUACUGAUAUUGUAAAUCUUUGGAGGUAAGCUCCUACUCUGGACUGCUACAAGGCCAGCAGGAUUGGGAUGCAGAGAGGAUUCUGGUGCCUCACUGUGUUAAGUCUAAUUAUGAUGUUGCCUUAUAUAGAAAGUCAAACCAUUGGUCCCUCUAGCCCAUGUGGUGGCUCAUGAGAUCCUGGGUACUGAAUCAAACACAUUUUGCACAGAGGGCAGGUUAAUGACCCUUCCUUUUCCCGUAAGAUGGGAAACAUUUAUCUAAAAUUGUACACUGAACAGGGCACUACGGGCAUGCAGCAGUAGAAAGGAGCAAUGGUGUUCUGAGAACUUCAGCAGACUCUCAGAAUAGCAACAAAUCCACAAACCUGCUUUUCCCAGAAAAUCUCUUAGCAACUCUCCAAGGGAGGCCUGGGAAAUGUUGUCAGCCCACGCACUUUGUGAGUAGUUGUAACUUCUUUGUACCUUCAGCAGUAAGUCGGCAUACAGUGCUAACAAAUCAAAAAGAGCUGGGGAGAGGCUUGGCAACACCACCAGGCUCUGGCGAUAUCCACCCGUUCCAUGGCACUGAGGAGUCGACUCAGCCAAACUCAGUGCAAAUCUCUUCUUAUCCAUGAACCCCACAGGGUGGCUUUGG
Molecule: messenger RNA, 2272 nt
Organism: Gekko japonicus
Lineage: Eukaryota; Metazoa; Chordata; Lepidosauria; Squamata; Gekkonidae
Gene: ZDHHC24
Product: zinc finger, DHHC-type containing 24
Exons: 4
Coding region: 4-867 (287 amino acids)
Biological process (GO): peptidyl-L-cysteine S-palmitoylation; protein targeting to membrane
Cellular component (GO): endoplasmic reticulum; Golgi apparatus
Molecular function (GO): protein-cysteine S-palmitoyltransferase activity
Source: RefSeq, a predicted model, not a curated record